UUUUACAAGAUUUUAUAGAAAUACUUGAUUUAAUAUCUCUGAGUAGUCUUAGUCUAUAUGAUAAAAUUACGGAAAAUCUAACAGUCAUACUUAGAUCAAAGCUUAGCAAGCCUAGAUGUGAGGAUAAAUUUUUGGUAUGACGUAAAGAUAGUUGUGAUAUUAAUUGUGUCAAAUUGAGCAAGUGCCAUAUUAACCAUGGAUGGAAGUAAUUCCAAAAUUGGUAACAACGAUGAACUGAACGAAAAUAAUGAAGCAAAGGUUUCAGAAGAAGAAAAACAAAGUGAUGAAAAUAUUACGAGCAAAGCUGAAGAGAAUUUAGAAGAAGAACAAGUUGAACAUCUUGACGACGAAGAACUCGAUGAUGAAGAACAAAAACAGAAAGACAAAACUUUGCAUGAAGAGCACGGUGAAGAGAUAAGCAUUGAGGAAAUAGAGGAAGAAAAAAAUGUAGAGGAACAAUUAGAUGAGCAAGAGAAAACAGACGAGCAAAAACCUCCAGAAACGACUGAAGAAGUCGAUGAAGAGGAGGAAGGGUACGUUGAAGAGCCGCCACCAGAUCCAGCAGCCCCACUUGACUUUAGUGAGUCUAAAGAAAUGCUAAAGCCUCAAUUCGAUUUAAGACCAGACCAAAUAGCAGAAGUAGAACAACUUUGGGAGUUAUAUCAGAACUAUACACCUGCUUAUACUGAUCUCGAUGGAUAUAUAACAGAAAAAGAACUUGUUUAUAUGUUAAAAUCUCUUUUGCUCAUGACUUAUACCCCUGAACAAUUGCAAGAACUAAUUGCAUUUUGUGUGAAACCCUCACAUCCUCAGGGCCAUAUCAAUUAUGAUCAAUUUCUGAAAAUGGUUACUCUGAGGCAAAGAGACUUUCCUAUCGAAGACGAACUUCGUUCUUCUUUGCAGGUAUUGGACCCAGGUAGAACAGGAUCAAUAGACAGGGAAUAUUUAAAAGAACUGUUAGCGAAACAGGGUCACAAAAUGCCACAAAAACAGUUAGAUAAUCUUAUAAAAGAAGUAGACAUAAGUAACGACGGCACAAUUGGAAUCGAAGACGUAGUUGGUACCAUGUGUAUAGAUCUCAAUAAAGACGACUUGAUAAUGCUUAUGGCGUCUUUGAAUCCUCCAGAAGAAAAUGCUGACAGAGAAGAGGCAUAGACUUA
This is a messenger RNA of Vanessa atalanta (red admiral), 1160 nucleotides long. RefSeq names its product chemotaxis regulatory protein ChePep-like. The record is from RefSeq and is a predicted model, not a curated record. NCBI's taxonomy places the organism in Eukaryota, Metazoa, Arthropoda, Insecta, Lepidoptera, Nymphalidae. Gene Ontology annotation, molecular function: calcium ion binding. Bases 196 to 1155 code for a protein of 319 amino acids. The transcript has a single exon. Gene Ontology annotation, cellular component: cytoplasm.